Arctia plantaginis is the source of this 1209-nucleotide messenger RNA. The record is from the annotation of a GenBank genome assembly. Lineage: Eukaryota; Metazoa; Arthropoda; Insecta; Lepidoptera; Erebidae.
AUGGAUCCUAAAGAGGUCGUAGAACAUUUGGUCGCUUUGAAAGUCAUGAGGUUGACAAAACCGGCCUUAGUGAGUCCAAAAAUUGUUACCUGUGAUUCUAAAGACUUACCAGGUAAUAUAUUAAACAAUUAUUUGAAGGACGAUGCUACUUCAGUAACUCAAAUGGAAACUCUUGCUGCUGGUCAGUUUUUAUUACUGCCACAAAGUUUCGGUAACAUUUAUUUGGGAGAAACAUUCUCUUGUUAUGUUUGUGUACACAAUGAAACCAAUCAACCUGUGCAAAGUGUGUCUAUCAAAGCUGACCUGCAGACCAAUUCUCAAAGAAUCUUACUAACAACACAACAAAACCUCGCUCCUACUAUGUUGGAUGUGGAUGAAACGUUAAGUGAUGUUAUUCAUCAUGAAGUUAAAGACCUAGGCACUCAUAUUCUAGUGUGUGAAGUAACCUACAUGUCUAACUAUAACACACUGGCUUCAUUCAGAAAGUUUUUCAAAUUUGAAGUUAUGAAACCCUUAGAUGUAAAGACAAAGUUCUACAAUGCCGAAUCAGAUGAUGUUUAUCUGGAAGCUCAGGUACAGAAUAUUACCUCUGGACCAAUCAUAUUAGAACAAGUUUCACUAGAAAGCUCUCAGCAAUUUAAUGUAAAAUCAUUGAAUGAAAUUGAUGAAAGCAUUUCUGUAUUUGGAGAUGUUACAUUACUUCAACCUCAAGAAAGUUGUCAAUACCUGUAUUGUUUGUCACCCAGAGAAAAUAUUUCAAAAGAAAUAAAGUUACUAGCUGCUGCUAAAAAUAUUGGUAAAUUAGAUAUAGUGUGGAGGUCUAAUUUGGGUGAAAAGGGACGUUUACAAACUAGUCAGUUACAAAGGAUGACACCUGAUUAUGGAGAAAUACGAGUUACUUUUGAACGGCUGCCAAACAAGUUAUUUGUUGAGGAGCCUUUUGAUUUCCAAUGUAAAAUAGUUAAUGCAAGCGAAAGAACCUUAGAUUUAAUUUUAAAAUUACGCUCUCUUCAAGAUUCUAGUCUACUUUGGUGCGGUACUUCAAAUAAGAAAUUGGGUCCACUGGAACCUGGCAAAUCUUUUUGUGUCAACUUAACAGCUUUACCUAUUAAUACAGGUUUAUGUAAUAUAUCAGGAGUAUCAUUACUAGACUUAUUUUUAAAACGAACUUAUGAUUAUGACGAUGUAGCUUCUAUUUAUGUCCAUUAA